AUGGUAGAGAAAAUGCAAACAGAAAGCAAACAUAUGCUCUACACCAUGCAGACACAUGAUAUGCUUGUUACUGUUUUUCCUCUUGAUACUAUAGCUUGUUGUGGGAAAGCUUUGACUGGUAGAGAACACCUACUUUUUUAUGGAAGACUUAAAAAUCUUAAAGGUUCCGUCUUGACUCAAGCAGUAGAAGAAUCUUGGAAGAGUUUAAACCUUUUCCAUGGAGGGGUUGUUGAUAAACAAGCUGGAAAAUACAGUGGUGGGAUGAAGAGGAGGCUUAGUGUUGCAAUUUCAUUAAUUGGGGACCCCAAAGUUGUUUAUAUGGAUGAGCCAAGUACUGGAUUAGACCUUGCUUCAAGAAAAUGUUUAUGGAAUGUUACCAAGCUUGCAAAAUAGGAUUGUGGAAUCAUUCUGACAACUAAAAGCCAGAUAUGGAGGAACUUAUGUGUUGACAAUGACAGCAUCUUCGGAUCGCAAGAAGAAUGUAGAGAACAUGGUACAAUAGCUCUCUCCAAAUGGCAACAAGAUAUACUGUCUUUCUCGAACCCAGAAAAAGAGAUGGUCGAGACCAACAAAAGUUUAACCUUCUUUCUGAUGCAACAUUUAGGAUUUGUUGGAUCUUCUUCUCGUCCAAGUUCAUCACCACAACCCAACGAUGAAACUGAUUAAGAUAGUGGGGAUGAGGACAUUGGUAGUGAUCAUAUUGAGUAGUAUUGUUUUUAUUUUGUUAUAUUGGUUGUAUCAUAUACUUGGUUAUUCUUAGUUUUUUUUUUGGA
Messenger RNA from Cicer arietinum (chickpea), 773 nucleotides. NCBI's taxonomy places the organism in Eukaryota, Viridiplantae, Streptophyta, Magnoliopsida, Fabales, Fabaceae. The record is from RefSeq and is a predicted model, not a curated record.